This is a messenger RNA of Brienomyrus brachyistius, 1488 nucleotides long. RefSeq names its product eukaryotic translation initiation factor 4E type 2-like. Gene Ontology annotation, cellular component: cytoplasm; eukaryotic translation initiation factor 4F complex. The record is from RefSeq and is a predicted model, not a curated record. NCBI's taxonomy places the organism in Eukaryota, Metazoa, Chordata, Actinopteri, Osteoglossiformes, Mormyridae. Gene Ontology annotation, molecular function: RNA 7-methylguanosine cap binding; translation initiation factor activity. Gene Ontology annotation, biological process: translational initiation. The coding region runs from base 197 to 889 and encodes 230 amino acids. The transcript has 7 exons.
GGUGGCUUGAACUGCGUCUGCGCAAAUCUUAUGAAGUCGGCUUUUGCACAAGUUGUCACUGGGUAAUUAAUAUUAAAAAUAUAAUCUUAACUUUUUUUGUAAAAGACUACCGAUUCCCCAGGAAUCGACUACGAAAGAUUAUAUCGUACGUAAGCUGGCGAGAUAGAGUUUUCCUAAGUUUUAUUGGGAGCGAGCCAUGAACCAAUUUGACCAUUUGAAGGACGACGACACCGGAGACCAGGACAGUUCGGCAGUCCUGCGAGAAGAGAAGAGCGAUGCGGAGAACAGCUCCAUCCCGAACAGCAACGGGCGGCGGAAGACCAUCUCCCCGGGAGCAGGGGAGCAUCCUCUGCAGUACAAUUACACCUUCUGGUACUCGCGCCGAACCCCGAGCCGACCCGCCAACACGCAGAGCUACGAGCAGAACAUCCGGCAGAUUGGCACUGUGGCCUCGGUGGAGCAGUUUUGGAAGUUUUACAGCCACUUAGUUCGACCCGGGGAUCUGACAGGUCACAGUGACUUCCACUUAUUCAAGGAGGGCAUCAAGCCCAUGUGGGAGGACGAAGCGAACAAGAACGGGGGCAAGUGGAUAAUCCGUCUGCGGAAGGGCCUGGCGUCUCGCUUCUGGGAGAACAUCAUCUUAGCCAUGCUGGGAGAGCAGUUCAUGGUGGGGGAGGAGAUCUGCGGCGUGGUGGUGUCCAUCCGCUUCCAGGAGGACAUUCUGUCGAUAUGGAACAAGACGGCCAACGACCAAGUGACCACCUCCCGGAUCCGUGACACGCUGCGGCGCGUUCUGAACCUGCCUCCGAACACCAUCAUGGAGUACAAGACCCACAACGACAGCCUCAAGGACAAUUCCAGCUUCCGCAACACAAAGAUCACGUUGUGAAAGCGGCGGAAGCGACCAGAACCGAAUGCAUCCCCUCCCCUUCUGCUUCAACCAAACUAGACUGACUUUGGUGUCACUCCAAAUGAAUGGGAACACAUAACGGGACGGACUGGGAGCAUCUGCUCUCCACACUGAUUCUGCUUCUCAAGGAACCCCCUCGAGACUGACAUCAUCCAUGACUUUCACUGUUGAUGGCGUUUUUGUUAGUUUCCGUUUGCCUUUUGUUUGUUUGUUUGUUUUUAAUGUUUGGGAGUAACCCACAUAAUUCCUAAACCUAUGAAUUUACUGUUUACACUGUUCUUCAAUGACUGGAGAAAGAUAAGCAUUCAGAUUAACCUGAAUUUACUCAGCCUAAAUUAAUACCAGUUCAUCAGAGGAAAUGUCCAUCAGCAGGAAGAGACAUGAUUUUGUUUUAAAGAUUGUUACGUUUGUGCUAGUUUUCGGUGUAUAUUUUUGCUGUAAUUAAGCCUUUUUUUAAGACACGUUGCGGUAUAAACGACGACAAAUGUAUGAAGUUGCAAAAUAUGUCCAAACUAGUGCAUGAAUGAAAUGACGCUAACUUUUAUUGUGUGGACGUGAAUGUAAAUGUUUUAAGGGUG